CAAAUCCUUCCUCUUUUCCCCUCGCACCAGUAAGUACACCCCUGUACCACCAGUAGCCGCCGCGCUGCUCGCCUCUCCUCUGGUGGCGGCUCGCCUCCCUCCCCCAUCCCCACCCGCCGCCGCCUGCUCCUCCUCCUCUCGCUCCCUACCCAGAGCGCGCGUAGCUAGCUAGCUACCUACCUAUCCGAAGGAGAGGGGAGAAGGGUCGGCCGGGUGCUCUCGGAUCUCGCCGUUGCCUCCCGUUGGGAUCUCGCUUGUUCGCUCCAUGGCUGCCGUCGCGCCGCCCCCGGCCCCGACCGACGCGCCGGUGCCGGCUGCUGCUGCUGCUGCCCCAGCUCCCGCCGCUGCUCCUGUCGCGGAUCAAACCACGGAUCUGCUGCAGAAGUUGUCGCUGGAUUCGCAGCCCAAGGCGGCGGAUGCAACCGAGCCUGCUGGUACCAAGAAGCAGGGUGCUGCAGCUAGCCAACCGCUGAGCGUGUCGAUUCCGCCGGAGCGGUCCAUCACGCCGGUGCUUCAGGAUUUUAUGGAUCCCAACCUGUUCUAUCUGCCAGCGUAUUACUAUGGAGGCUACGACGGUUCCAUGAGCGAGUGGGAUGAUUAUCCUAGAUAUCUAAAUCCAGAUGGAGUGGAGAUUGCCCCAGCAGUAUAUGGAGAUAUUUAUGGAUAUGGGUAUGCUCCUUAUGGCGCAUACUCUCCUGCCAGUUCCCCAGUUCCAACAGUCGAUGGUCAGAUGUUUGGCACGCAGCAUUACCAGUAUCCAACUGCGUAUUUUCAGCCUCCUACACCGGUAACUGCUCAAGGCGACCUGCAGUCUUCUGUCAAUUCUGAAAAGCCAGCAGCUAAAGCAGAUCCUGCCAAGACAACGACUAAUGGUGUUCCUAAUGGUACUGCUCACAGUAACAUCGGAACUGUACCCCUUGCGUCAAGCCACCAAAAUUCAUCACUGACGCCUGAUGGAACUUAUGGGGCACCCUUGCUAGGUGGAGUUCCUUCUGCUGGUUACAUGGACUCAAUGUAUGGAUAUGACAGCACAGGAGCCCACUAUGCAUGGUAUGAUGGUUCUGCUUAUACAAAUGGACAUCAAAGAACAACCUCAACUAAUCAUAUGUUGCCCUCGACAUUCAAUGGUAAUGUUUCUUCAGCAAGAAAUCAGAACAAGAGCUCCACAACGCAGCAGAUGUUUAUGCAAAACCGAAGACCUACAACUACAACAGGAUCAGCUGCUCCUACAUAUCCAAAUAGGAUGUACCCGAGCUCUCGUCCUUACACCCAAUACGGGAAUUCAAUGAAAACUGGUCUUUUUGCUUAUGGCAGUAAUGGUUACAAUUCCAGGAUAUAUGGUCAAUGGGGUGUUGGUAUGGAUAACAGGUACAGGCCUAGGGGCCGUGGUAAUGGAUACUAUGGUUUUGGCAAUGAGAGUCAGGAUGGAACAAUUGAGUUAAACAGAGGUCCCAGAUCUGGCCGUUUCAAGAACCAGAAAUUAUAUGGUCAUACUGUUACUAUUGCUUUGAAAGGGCAGAGCCUUCCUUCUGGUGAAAACAAGAAUGAUAGUGCUGUACCUGAUAGAGCACAGUUCAACAGAGAUGAUUUCCCUGUUCAAUAUGAUGAUGCGAAGUUCUUUGUCAUUAAAUCGUACAGUGAGGAUGAUAUCCACAAGAGUAUAAAAUACAAUGUGUGGGCUAGCACGACCAAUGGAAACAAGAAGCUUGAUGCUGCAUAUCAGGAAGCACAGUCAAAGGGCUCUGCAUGUCCUAUAUUCUUGUUUUUCUCGGUGAAUACUAGUGGGCAGUUUGUUGGUAUUGCUGAAAUGACUGGUGCUGUUGAUUUUGAGAAAACCCUGGAGUACUGGCAGCAAGACAAGUGGAAUGGUUCCUUCUCUGUCAAGUGGCACAUUGUCAAAGACGUGCCCAACAAUAUUCUCAAGCACAUCAUUCUAGAGAACAAUGAGAACAAGCCUGUCACAAAUAGCCGUGACACACAAGAGAUACAUCUUGAACAAGGCAUUCAGAUGCUUAAGAUAUUCAAGGAGCAUGUUAGUAAGACCUCCAUCCUGGACGACUUUGCCUUUUAUGAGAGCCGCCAGAAGUUGAUGCAAGAGAAAAGGGUGAAACACCAGCAGAUCCAAAAGCAGGUCUGGGACAGUAGGGCCCCGAGUUCUGUCACCGGAGAGCAACAGCAGGAAGUUGCUAAUGGGAAGCCAAAGCUAUCUGUACCAAACGGAGUCAACGGAGAGCUGAAGGUUCCUGCAGAGAACGGCAUUGCUCCCGUCGCUACCUACGCCGCAAAGGUGGCCCAAACAGCAACCGAGAAACCCAUCCUCGCCAACGGAGUUGCUAAGACUGGUUAGCUUGAUCGCGUAACCAAUGUUCCCUAGCUAGCCGUGAAGAUGGACCAUCCAGUCCUGACGAAUUCAACCGAAGUGCGGUCCCAUGGAACUGGUGAUCUAGUAAGGCUACCACUGGAAGUGUGGAACUGGCAGCAUGGCCCCAAGAGCCUUGCUUCACUGCGCAACUGGAGAGCAGUUGGCUAGUUAUUAGUUUUUCCUAGAUUCUCUUUACCGUAUUCCGUUUCAGUUUCCGUUUGUUUAGCUCGAAGACUCCUUAAAUAGUAUUAUAUCAUCAUCAGAAUGCCAGAGACCAGUGCUGGGCAAAAGGAUUGCGAAGGCCGUCUGGCUGGGUGCGUGUCGUUAUGGUCGAGUAUACCCCGUCAUUGUUAUAUUGAGUGGAUCUGAAAGUGGGUUAGAUUGGAUCUUUCCUUUACUGGUUUAUUAUAGCGGAAUCUUAUCUUUUUUUA
Messenger RNA from Phragmites australis (common reed), 2793 nucleotides. Its product is annotated as YTH domain-containing protein ECT4-like. Gene Ontology annotation, biological process: mRNA destabilization. Gene Ontology annotation, cellular component: cytoplasm. NCBI's taxonomy places the organism in Eukaryota, Viridiplantae, Streptophyta, Magnoliopsida, Poales, Poaceae. The record is from RefSeq and is a predicted model, not a curated record. Gene Ontology annotation, molecular function: mRNA binding. The transcript has 9 exons. The coding region runs from base 266 to 2347 and encodes 693 amino acids.